UUCCUCUAGCACCAUUCAGGAAAUGAACAGCUGUUUGGCUAAAGCGUUCUCAUCCAUGAGCGAAUGCCACUGUUACAGAAAUACAGACGUUAGCGAUGAGAUAAGGCACCCUUUGCUGCUUGAAUUUAUCUUCUAAAGCACAUAUUCACUGAGAAACAUGACCGAGCCACGCAGCCCAGGAAUGUCCUCUAUCCAGACAGGCCCAGUGCACACUGACUCCACCCCUCCGGCUGUCGAGAUGGACCCAGUGGAGUACACCCUGAGGAAGCGCCUCCCCCGGAAACUCCCAAAGAGACGGAACGACGUCUAUGUCAACAUGAAGACUGACUUCCGGGCUCAGCUGGCGCGCUGUCAGAAGCUGCUGGAAGGUGGGGGUCACAGGGAGAUCUGCGUUCACGGCCUGGGCCUGGCCAUCAACAGGGCCAUCAACAUCGCCCUUCAGCUGCAGGCCAGCAGCCAGGGGGCGCUGCAGCUGGCAGCCAACACCUCCACGGUGGAGCUCGUGGACGACCUGGAACCUGAAGAUCCCGACGAGGCCGGGGAGCCCAUGACGCGUACACGCAACAACUCGGCCAUUCAUAUUAAGGUGUUCUACCCUGACCCGCAGGGACCGUAAUAGAGAUGUGUCGGGCAGAGGUUGACCAUGAGACCAGUAAAACAUUGUGGUCUUGGGGCGGGGGGCGGGGUGGAAGACUUACUUUGACGGCAGCAGAAGUCUGCAGAAUGGGGCAUGCUACUGCUCCAAUUGGGACAACUUUAGUUGACUAAUAUAUUAAGCUCUGUUGUCAUGUGUUUAAGUCUGUUGCAAAUUGUGGCUGUUUUUUCCUUUUUCCCUUUGCAUGUCUUGAAGCAACAGUGGUGUCCAUCAGGUGAAACCUCGGUAUUAUUUAAUUCCUACUUCAGGGCAGUGCCAAAUGUAAAAAAAUAUAUAUAUUUUAAAUGGGUAUUUUCUGUAAGUGUUUACAAUUUCAUAUCUGUUUUUAAAGAUAGAAUUAAUUUGAAAACUGAGGAAUCCUAAUUUACAUUUCAAGCAGCUGUUGUUGUACUAAAUGUCCACUAGAUGUCAGUAGUUUAAAUCUAUUCAAAUGUGGUUUCAGAUUGUUGGACUGCAGGUGGUGUUCAACUGCAGAAGCUUGCUUGUUAACUCCACUGACCUGAAUAAGACAAAGCUAAUGAAUGAAAUGGACAGACUUCCCCA
Perca fluviatilis (European perch) is the source of this 1198-nucleotide messenger RNA. It is a transcript of the gene pop7, whose product is annotated as POP7 homolog, ribonuclease P/MRP subunit. Gene Ontology annotation, molecular function: nucleic acid binding. Gene Ontology annotation, cellular component: ribonuclease MRP complex; nucleus; nucleolar ribonuclease P complex. NCBI's taxonomy places the organism in Eukaryota, Metazoa, Chordata, Actinopteri, Perciformes, Percidae. Bases 158 to 616 code for a protein of 152 amino acids. Gene Ontology annotation, biological process: tRNA 5'-leader removal. The transcript is spliced from 3 exons. The record is from RefSeq and is a predicted model, not a curated record.